GAUCUGAGUGUUGAUCUGACCCGUGGAGACUCUUUGCAGUGCUUGCAACGCUUCAUGUUGGACUGCCUUUCAUCCCUCCCCCCCUUAAUCUUUAAGCCCCUUCCUCUCACCUGGGGCCACCUCAAGCUUCGUAUGGAAGGGGCCUUUAGAAACUGUAGCUUGUCUUGUUAAAACAGCUGACAUUGCACAAAGGAAACCGAGCUGAUCAAAACAGAACAAGGGUUGCUGCAUUCAUUUCUUUUUUUUUUUUUUACUGCCUUUUGUUUGAGAGUUUGAGAGCUUUUAUUUUGAAAAGGAGUUUACAAUUUGAGGUUUGCUCCCACAUAAAGUUUACGCAAAUAGUUUGAGGAUUAAUCUUUUUUUAUACCUACACUUGCUUCUUUUUUUGUGGUCUGAGCGUUUGGGAAGAAUGUCUGAGAGCAGCAGCAGCAAAGCUGUGAAACUGAUUGCCCCACACCCUUCUGCGUCCUCUGCUUCCCCCUGUCUGUCACCUCAAACCCCCCACAAGAAUGUGAAUGGCUCCGCCAGUUCAGACUCGCACGUCGUGGAGAAGCUUGCCGGGCAGCCGGAGGUGCGACGGCGGCGCCACACGAUGGAGAGGGACUCCAAAACGGCCGAGCACCGUUUCUUUCGCCGCAGUGUUAUUUGCGACUCGAACGCCACGGCCCUGGACCUUCCCAGCAAGGCAACUGUGAUUCUCACCUCACCUCCAGACUGCGAAAGAACUCCCAACUUCUUGUCUCUGCAGCUUUGUAGGUCCGAGGAGCAAGAUUCGGAACAGGAGGAGGACGACAGAAGAGGGUCCUAUUUACAAAGCACCAGCCUACAGCCUUACCUUGGCUUUGGUGGGGCGGUUGCAUUGGGGCAUGUGCAAAAUGCUGAGGGAGAUUCAGAUGUAAGCGUCGUCACAAUUGCUGUUCCUACCACUUGCAACGCCGAUGGCGCAGAGGGAACUAUAAAAGAGCCCAUCUCGACAGUAUUGGAUGUUACAGCCAAAACGAUAGGUGAAAAUCCUGAUGUUACAUUACGUCCCAGAGGGAUUCAGGAGGUGCAACAGACGUCGACAGAAGGGAAAGGGAUUGAACAAGUGAUCGAGGAGAGCGUUAGUAGUCUGACUGAGGAGAAAGACAGGGAGACCGAGGAAGGAAAGGGGCUAGCAAAAGCACGGGCUGAGCAGAGGGAAGCUGAGAAACGAGUGCAGGAGGAUAUAGAGGAGGCUGAGACAAAAGCUGUAGGGACUUCACCAGACGGACGCUUCCUGAAAUUCGACAUCGAGAUCGGGAGAGGAUCUUUUAAGACCGUGUACAAGGGACUCGACACUGAGACGACGGUGGAAGUGGCAUGGUGCGAACUCCAGGACCGUAAGCUGUCCAAGUCGGAGCGUCAGCGGUUCAAAGAGGAAGCCGGGAUGUUGAAGGGUCUCCAGCAUCCUAACAUUGUCCGCUUUUAUGACUCAUGGGAGGGUUUGUGCAAAGGAAAGAAGUGUAUUGUUCUUGUCACCGAGCUCAUGACAUCUGGCACAUUAAAAACGUACCUGAAGCGUUUUAAGGUCAUGAAAAUUAAGGUUCUGCGUUCGUGGUGCCGACAGAUCCUCAAAGGCCUUCACUUCCUGCACACCCGAGCUCCACCUAUCAUUCACCGAGACCUGAAAUGUGACAACAUCUUCAUCACGGGGCCCACGGGCUCGGUGAAGAUCGGAGACCUGGGGUUGGCCACGCUGAAGAGAGCCUCCUUUGCCAAAAGUGUCAUAGGUACCCCGGAGUUUAUGGCUCCAGAGAUGUAUGAAGAGAAGUACGACGAGUUGGUAGAUGUUUACGCUUUCGGGAUGUGUAUGUUGGAGAUGGCCACCUCUGAGUAUCCCUACUCUGAAUGCCAGAAUGCUGCACAGAUCUACAGACGAGUUACUAGCGGAGUCAAGCCUGCCAGUUUCGACAAGGUAGCCAUUCCUGAGGUGAAGGAAAUUAUAGAGGGCUGCAUCAGAACGGACAAAGAUGAGAGAUAUGCCAUAAAGACCCUGCUGAAUCACGCGUUCUUUCAAGAGGAGACGGGAGUCAGAGUUGAACUUGCAGAGGAGGAUGACGGUGAAAUGAUUGCUAUCAAACUGUGGCUCAGGAUAGAAGACGUUAAGAAGCUCAAAGGUAAAUAUAAGGACAAUGAAGCAAUCGAGUUCUCUUUUGACCUGAACAAAGAUGUGCCUGAAGAUGUGGCGCAGGAAAUGGUUGAGUCUGGCUACGUUGCCGAAGCUGACCACAAGACCAUGGCCAAGGCUAUCAAGGACCGUGUGUCUCUGAUCCUGAAGAAGAGGGAACAGAGGCAGCUGGUACGAGAAGAACAGGAGAAGAGGAAACUGGAGGCAGAGCAAAAGCAGAAACAAGAGGCAUUUAAAGCUUCUCACUCCCAGUCAAGAACAGAAGAGACUGAGGCAGACCAACAUCUGCUCCAUCAUCAGCAGGCCAGCCUCUGUCACACCUUUUCAGUUGAAGGUGUUGACAGCGGACAGGGUUCCUCGGUUUUCUCAGACUCACCUCACCUGGGUCAGCUGACCAUGUCGUACAGCUGCCCUCCCUCCUCCCAGCCCCCCUCCCAACCCCAAACCCCAUAUCCCCCAACCCCUUCGGCUACGUCGCAGCAACAUCCAGGCUUCUCCCAGCCGCCGCAGCCGAUGCCUGUACCACACGGCCGUCGAAGCCGUAGCAUGUCUAUUUGCGUGCCCCCUUCCUCAUACUCCUUUUCUCAUGCGCCUUCAUCCCUGGUGGUUCCUCCAAAACAGCACACCUCACCUCCUCCAGACCUGUCCUCCCACACCUCCACCACCUCCCCCUGCGUACCUCUCGCAGCUGAGAGGGACACUUUCGCUGGCCGCCUCUCCAAGGCCCUGGAGACAGUCCUACCCCUUCACUCUGCCUCUUCUCAACCCAGGGCCAGACAGCGGAGGGCCAGCCUGCCUGCCCUGUUCUCCACCCCUCAGCAUUCUAUGCCACACGGAGGCACUGGAGGGAGCAUUCCUCACCCAACUCUCUCAGAACCUCCUACUAUUUUCUUCCCCUCCAUCCCCGAGCGCCCCGUUUCCUUCUCGCCUCCUCCCGCUGGGCCUCCAAAGGGCUACAACACCCAGAGACGCAAGAGCACCUCCAUUCUCGAAGCGCAUACCCGACAUUUUCAGCCUGCCUACCCUCGCUAUGGGAGUAGUCUCCACCCCUUUUAUGGAGUAGAAAGCAUCGAGACGUCUCCCCUAUUAAUGGUCAACCCUGGUUUAGCUGCAGCUGCUCAGAGAUUUGGUGCUGGUGAGACCCUGCAUCUACCUGGACAGUCAGAUCCAAGUUUAUAUGGGUACAAAGACAUGAGGGCAGAACAUGAGGAGGCAGUGAGACGAUUAAGUCUGAAUCAAGCUGCUUUAUUGGACCAUUAUGAAGCACUGGCUUACGGAGGAUAUCCAAUGACUGCACACCAGCUGGGACAAUUGAGUUUCCAUCAUCAGAGGCAGGCAGCAGCUGCUGGUUUGGGCUUUGAUCCUGGUCCACCACCACAACCAGGAUUCUUGCACCCACACAUUUUGCAACAGAUAAGUGCACACAGCCCAAUACCUCCACCCUUAACACCCAUGACCCCAUCAACAGGUGGCUCAGUCACUACUUCAUCAUCUGAUGGAUGCUAUCCCUUACAGCAUGCUUCUUCAUCGUCCUUCCCCAGUUCUGCACCUCCAGCGAUCGUUGAUGCUCCUCCGUCUGCUGGAAGUGUUUUUGAGUACCAUUUAGCUGCAGCCGCUGCAGCUGCAGCAGCUGCUGGGGACCCCAGCCUGCUGGCUUCCAGACUUUACAGAGCCCGAAGGAGCUCCAUGGACCUCCCUCUGGAGGACGGCUCUGGAACAGGAUCUGGUGGGUCUGGACUGUACAGCCGCCUCCAGCCAGUCACGGAGGAGCUGUACGCAUACAUCAGUCCAGAGCUCCCAUUACCUCCUGGAAAUCUUCUCCUUCACCACACUGGAAUAAUUGUAAAGGACAAAAGCCCUGAACCAUCAAGUGACUCUCUGGCUUCCUCUGACGCAGGAGAGUUCCAGUCCCCCCCUCCCCCCUUUGACUCUUCAGCAGCUCAGUCUAUCCCUCGCUCAUCCUCCUCUGCACAGUACGACUCGUCAGGGGGAGUGCGUCACGAGGAUCCACAGGGACACCCACCUUCAGUGCAGAACUUCUUUCCACCCACGCCAUCGUCAGAGGUCCCUCAUGGGGGGGCAACAUCUACGCAGCUGGAGUCUCUGGUGCAAAGUGCCUGGUCCCGGCAUGGAGGAGUGAUACCAGCCCAACCCGAUAUGACAUACCAUGAGUCAUUGCUGGCCAUGCAGGCUGCUAACCCCCCUCUGCAGGUUCAGGCCCCCACAUCUCAGCCAAGUCCAGGACCCCCUCUGGUCCCAGCCACCACACAGUCAGAUCCUCCUGGGAUGUCCCAACAGGUUGUGUCUUCAAGUCAGAGUUGUACCUCUCUUCAGAGCCCCACACACACAGCUCAGCCCAGCGUGGCUCCUCCUUCCUCUUCCGCUCCCUUGGCGACCCUCCCUUCUCCACCGUCUGUCCCCAUGGCCGUGCCGAGAGCAGUCGUGGCCUCUUCUCCCUCUCCUCUGUCAAUCCCUGUUGGGGUGGCGCCUACACUUGUUUCCCCUCCUCUUCCUCCUCUCGUGCCUGCAUCUGUACCUCAACUUUUGGCCACUGUGGUGCCAACCAUCAGCAUAAUCUCCGCCCCACCUGAUACUCCCUCGGAAGCCCCUCCGAAGUCCUCCUCUCAGUCUUCAGAGCUGUCACAGGGCCAACUACAACCCCCACAAGUCCUUGCUUCUAUUGAGAACGGCCACUCGGAGACAUCAGGCCUGAGUGACGGUAAUGAGGGGGGAGGCGGCCGUCAUGAGGGGCGAUCCACCAAACGACAUCAGAAACGUUCCGUACGAAGUCGAUCUCGCCAUGAGAAGACUUCCAAGGCCAAACUCCACGUUCUCAGUAUCUCUAACCGAGGGGACAGGGUAGCGGAGUGUCAGCUGGAGACUCACAACAGGAAGAUGGUGACAUUUAGAUUUGAUCUAGACGGAGACAACCCUGAGGAGAUUACCCAGAUCAUGGUUCAGAGUGAGUUUAUCCUGGAGGGUGAGCGGGAAUCAUUUAUCGAGCAGGUCAGAGAGGUCAUCGAGAAUGCAGAUGAGAAGGGUCUGGAGAGGGACGGAAAUAGUCAGAUGGUGGGUUACCAUGAGGUGAAAAUUCCUGUGACAUCCACCCCUAUGCCUGACAUCACUCCAAGUGCUACAGCACAAGUCGUGCACUCAGCAGGUCGUAAAUUCAUCGUUAGUCCUGUACCUGAAAGCAGGCUAAAGGAACAAACAUUACCCCCCUCACCUUCUCCUGCCCCUGCACCUUUUGUUGAAACAGUCCCUCCGUCUUUGUCUCAGACAGCAGGCCAAGCUUUGGGUUUGUCCCAGUCUGCAGGAAGGAUCACCUUACAGCAAGCCUUCUCUGAACUCAGACAGAACAACAGUCAGUUUGAUGCAGGUCCCAGUACCGCUCCAGCCUCCAUCCACUCCGCCCACCCCCUCCUGCAGCCUGCAGCAGCAGCCUCAGUCCCUUCUCUCAGCAGCACAGUUACUCCCGCUGUGGAGGCAACUGCUUUAAAGCAGGCAAAGGAGCAAGUCCUUGAAGCUUCUCCCCCACCCUUAUCCUCAUCUUCUACACCGUCCUCUGUGCCCCCCGUCUGUCUCAGUCCACCAUUUACUUCCUCCCCUCCUCCCACCAUGGUAAAUCAGAGCCUCUCCCAGUCACAGGUGCUGUCUCAGCCGAUGCUGCAGACUGUGUCCCAGCCACAAGCACAGAGUCAAACAGCUGUCCAGCCCCAGGCUUACCUGCCAUCCCAGACGCUUCCUGCUGCCACAGAUACUCCACUACCUUCAGUUUUACCAACAGCCAGCAUCUCUAGCAUUCCCCCAGCAGUCCUCCCCUCCCUGCCCCCUGCCCAGGCUGUUCCCUUUGUGCCCUCGCCUCCUUCUUCCAUUCUUACAGGCAGUGAAGUUCCAUCAGAUCACCCAACAGCCUCUCCCACUUCCUCCCUUAUUUGUUCUGUCACCCCUUCUUCUGUUAUCCCCACCACUGCCAUCCCAGGUCCCCAACUUGCUGCUUCUGCUCCUUCCCAACCCACUCCGGCUCCCUGUUCCUCCACUUCAGUGGGGCUCCAGACAGUGACCUCGAAUGUUCCUCUGGUCCAGCCAACUUUGGUCCACUCCCAGCCACAGACAGCAGCUCUGCCUGGUCAGACACACACACAUUGCGCAGAUUGUGAUACAAGGUGUGAGGCCUCCUCUGACUCUUUAGGAAAACCGGAUGAUAUCCAGGCUCUGGACAAAAAGCUGCGAUCUCUCUUCAUGGACCUGGGUGUGGGGGCGCCAUCCACCCAGGGGGACAUUUUAACUGCUGACCUAACUUCUGGAGCCUCAGGGGCAGGAACCUCAUCUUCCUCCGUCACAGCCGUCACUGCUCCAGUCUCCAGCCAGUCAGCUAAUCCUCCUCAGCCCCCAUCCAGCCUUGCAUUGGGGUCAUCUGCACCAGUCCAGGGUCCUGGGACACCUAUAUCCACCCCUGCACAAACUGUCAUCCCUGCCUCUUCCACUCCAUCUAAAACCCCGUUAUCCAGAACAUUGUCCCAGCAGCCUCUGGAGGACCUCGAUGCCCAGCUGAGGAGAGCACUGAGCCCAGAAACUGUUCCUGUCCCUCAGAGCAGUGCGCCUUCAGUAGGACAACCAAUUCCCUUCUCUCUAGAAGAAGAAAUAGUGUCUCAAACUGUUCCUCCUUGUGCUCGUGGGAUUAAAUUAGGAAGAUUUCAGGUCUCAUUGGCUGCUGAAGAGCCUGUUGCCCCCCGCUCGUCUCGCUCUGAAUCUUCCUCCACCACCUCCACCUCCACCUCAUCAACCUCCAGCCUUUCCAGCCCAGACAGCACUUUGCACAAAGACUCCUCAUCUCCUCUAAGAGGGGUAAGAGGACAAGAUGUUGUGGAUGGACUGCCUCAAAGGACUCCAACAAAGUCCCACCCCUCUCCUUUCGUCUCCCCCUGCCACUCCCCCAAGCCCACUACCACAAUUGGGCGCUUCCAGGUUACUACAAACACAGAGUCUCGUGUCGGUAGGUUCUCGGUCAGUCGAACUCCUGAGCAGAGCUUUGAGUCGAGUCGUCCACCAGCUCCCCAGACUCCUAACGGCCCCAGCGAUCCUGGCCAAGUUUUGUCUCCAGACCGCCCUCAUAGAGCCUCCUUGCCAAGUCUAAACAACAACUCCUUCAAUAACUCCUACAUCAGCAGCGACAACGAUUCAGAGUUCGAAGAGGAUGAAGACUUUAAACGGGAAGUCAGCUGCCUCAGACAAAAGCACAUGAAAGAAAUCCAGGCCCUCCAUUCCCGCCAGAAAGAGGAAAUAGAAUGUCUGUUUACCCGGCUGGGAAAGGUUCCUCCAGCUGCAGUCAUCCCUCCACUAAUCCCCUUGACUGGCAGGAGGCGUCGACUGACCAAAAGCAAGUCUUCAAAAUCGUCCAGAACCAGCUCCACUCACGGUAGCAAGAGUCCAUUACAGCAAGGCAGCACUUUAUCCGCCCAGAGCGUCCCAGUCAUGCACUCCGGCCAACUGCCUCCAUUACCCCCGGGAGGAUUAUCCGGUUCAGGCAGCAGCACUGUGCUCCAGCCCCUCAAAACCUCCCCCUCCAGUGAUAACCUGUGUUCAGCCUACACCAGCGAGGCGGCCCUCUCUGUGCCCAGCCUGUGUGCUCCGACUCCAGGCUGUAUAAAGUUCAGCUGGGGUUCGGAGCGUUUGGCCUUCAAGCCUGGCGGCAGGAGGACGCGCUUUCUGAGUACGCCUUGCUUGGCUCUUUGGAAGAUGGUGAAAAAAGUCUGCCCCUGCAACCAGCUCUGUAGGACAAACAGCACCAACGCAGUGAGCGGUUCAGGCACUUUGGAUCAAAGCCAGGGGGGCUCUCAGUAUUUGCCAGCCCCCAACCAACGGAAGGGAACCUUCACUGAUGACCUUCAUAAGCUGGUGGACAACUGGGCCCGAGACGCCAUGAACCUCUCGCAGGGGAAGAGGAGUGCCAAACAGCAGCAGCAGGCUCCGACACAGGGACACAGCUACGAGGUCACCCAGUCUGCCAGUCUGUGCAGGAAGUACUCUGCUCCCAGUCAGCUCUGUCCCAGCAGCAUCGGAGGAUCGGCCCACCUCCCAGCGAACCCCACCAGCGCUACCUCUCUAGCUGCCUGCAAGAGCUCCCUGUGCCACCCUCCUGCUACCUCCACGAUACCCCAACUCCAACCGGCCCAGUUUAUCCCCUACAACCCCUCUGCCGCCUACGCUGCACAGUGGUGUGGUCCGGCUCACAGCGUGGCCAAUCCUCAGCAGGCCCCAGCUCAGCCUCUGCUGGUCAGCACGUCUCAGCCUCUGGGCCCUUACCCCACCCAACAGGGCCAGGUCUCAGGGCAGGGCCUUCUCCAGGCUUUCCACCAUCCCAACGCUCUGCAGAAGUCAGUGAGCAACCCAGGGGGGCCCAACUUGAGGACAACGUAGGGUUUGGCCUGAGGGCCUCUUUAAAUGGCGGCCCAGUCGGACAGAUGUUCAGAAGCUGGAGAAGAGAGUUGGAUAGAAAAACCAAAUGCAUCGGAGGGAAGAAAUCAGGAUUGAUGAAUAAAAUCUGACCAUCUUCACUUCCGCAGCAGCACAGUUCUCCCUGCUUUGGGCUUGUGGCGGCCAACCAA
Molecule: messenger RNA, 8757 nt
Organism: Nematolebias whitei (Rio pearlfish)
Lineage: Eukaryota; Metazoa; Chordata; Actinopteri; Cyprinodontiformes; Rivulidae
Gene: wnk1b
Product: WNK lysine deficient protein kinase 1b
Exons: 38
Coding region: 410-8569 (2719 amino acids)
Biological process (GO): protein phosphorylation; monoatomic ion homeostasis; intracellular signal transduction
Cellular component (GO): cytosol; cytoplasm
Molecular function (GO): ATP binding; potassium channel inhibitor activity; chloride channel inhibitor activity
Source: RefSeq, a predicted model, not a curated record